Molecule: messenger RNA, 2163 nt
Organism: Pocillopora verrucosa
Lineage: Eukaryota; Metazoa; Cnidaria; Anthozoa; Scleractinia; Pocilloporidae
Source: RefSeq, a predicted model, not a curated record
AUGGAGAAAGAAAGGAAAAAUAGGGGCAAAAUUUUCUUGACUAUUGCUGUGACCGUUAACAUUUUAUUUAGUGUCGUCUCUAUCGGGUUCCUUAUUUACAAAGUACGAUCGUUAGAGAGAGAUCGUCAGCUUCAGAAAGACUCAUCAAAGACAGGCCAGACAAGAGAACGACAAAAUGAAGCCUGGGAUGACUUAGCACAUCGAAGAAAAAGAGCUGCUGAGUCUCUAGGAGAAUCAAAAAGCUGCACUACUUGCCACAACGCUUGUGCCAAAUUAUUUGGACUAGGAGCUUCGGCAAAGGUUACUACUAAAAUAGGCAACAACACAGAUCAGCAGGUCAUCUGCAUGAGAGGAGCUCAAGGACCGCAGGGUGAGGAUGGGCCCCGGGGACGUCGGGGUCGCCCAGGGUACAUUGGAAAGGCCGGGAAAAGAGGCCCUCCUGGAGAGCGAGGCCUUCCAGGCGCCAAAGGAAGACCUGGUAAAGCUUUCUCUGGAAAUACGUCACAGUUGAUAGAGAGUUUAGAUGUACCCAAGAUAACAAGGAAACCACCAACCAGCUUCACAGCGAACGAAGGAAGCAGAGUGUCCUUUUCCUGCGAAUCUGUGGGUUUUCCCAAACCAGAUAUCACCUGGUAUAAGGAUAACGAAAGGAUGAAAAGUAGACAUUUUAACAAGGAGAAAGGGGAGAUCACUUUUUCUAGUGUUCAGUUCAGCGAUCGAGGCUCCUAUAGGUGCGAGGCAAGGAAUUUCUUGGGCGUCGAUUCUGUGACUAUAGAGGUUGCUGUCGAAGUUCGACCAAGAUUUGUUCAGAGGCCCGAGAUAUACCACCCGGGCUACGAAACUUGGGAGACGACUCUAUCAUGUAACAUCUUUGGUUCUCCUCCGCCAAAGAUACAAUGGACUCGCUCAUUUCGGCCUUUACCUGUCGAGCGUCACGUGGUGAUUGGAAAAGAUUUGGUGAUCAAAGACACUCGGCAGGAAGACAGAGGACCCUACAUGUGUCGCGGAGAAAAUCACCUGGGUCACGUGUAUGCACUUAUUGUGCUCGUUGUGAAACCUGUCACUCCCCCGGUGAUCACUACUGCACCAUCUUCCAUUCUUAAGGUAAGAAACAUCUUUGAAAAAGUAACUCUGCAAUGUGCUGCCCGUGGUUCUCCUGUACCCAGUCUAGAGUGGAGCAAGGAUGGAGUGGUUAUUUCAAACAACAGAACUUCAAAGACUGACAGAGAAGCAGCUUCUUGUCAAAAGCUCGUUGGAUGUGGAGACCCUGGUGUCCCUGUUAACGGAUACAAGGUUGGAGAGAAUUAUUGGGGAGGAGAGAUGGUGACUUUUGCGUGUGACGCAGGAUACUACUUGGAAGGACCUACAAACAGACUGUGCUUGGAAAAUGGCAACUGGAGUAACGUGGUGCCGACAUGCCAUCGUCUGUGCGAAGAACCUGCUCCUAUUGAAAAUGGUUACAGGAUAGGAGAUAAGUUCUGGAAAGGCAGAAACGUCACUUACGAGUGUAACACAGGAUACCAGCUUCGAGGACCACAUGUCAGAAUUUGUAAGGAGAACGGAGAAUGGAGCGAAGAAGGACCAACAUGUGAAGGUCCAGUGUUCGAGCAUUCAGAAAUCUUACGAAAAAAUACAGAAUACUGGGAGCUCCUUAAAGGCUGGCUGGGCCCUGUGUCUACACUGCCAGCCAAGUGGAAGCUAUGCUACAGAGCUACUGAUCAUGGAUGGGGUUCCGGUACAUUUCAUUCCCAGUGUAACAAUCUAGGACCCACGGUGACCUUCAUAAGAGUGGGCGGGUAUAUAUUUGGAGGAUACACUGACCGGAACUGGCACUCAGGUGGCUCCUACACAGAUUCAACCCACAGUUUCUUAUUCUCAUUUAAGAAUCGCUAUGGACUGGAUCCGUUUAAGCUUCACAUCAAGUAUAGUGAGCAUGCCAUAUACGGUAACAACGGUUACGGCCCAACAUUUGGUGGGGGACACGACAUUUCCAUCGCCGACAAUGCAGUUUCGAACACAAACUCUUACACAAACUUGGGUCACAGUUAUGUGCAGCUGGCUGGCUACAAGUACGGUGAUAGUAACACGAAAAAUCUUUUAGCGGGAAGCUACAAUUUCCAGCCUCACGAAGUGGAAGUAUUUUAUCAGACUUUCAAAAACUGA